AUUCGAGUUGGGUCAGAAACACACACACACACACACACACACACACACACACACACACACACACACACACACACACACAGAGCAGUGAACAAACACGAGAUGGGUUGGUGUGGUGAUGAACACAGACCGUCGCUGGCUGAGCUCUAUUGUAUCUCUAUAGCGUAGCGUCACAUCACCUCGAGCGCUGCGCGUGGACUGUCCUCGCUGCAGUAAUCGCUGCGCCUCUCCUUUCACCCCAAAGAAACCUCACCGCAGCUGACAGCAGAUUAGUGAGCACUUAUUGCGUUUACCUUUUACUGUCGCCCGAAGCAGGAAUCGCCAGACAUUCUUUUGGCUCUCCUUUACGAAACCAUGGGGAAACAGAACAGCAAGCUGACCCCUGAGGUAAUGGAGGACCUGGUGAAGACCACAGAAUUUAAUGAACACGAACUCAAACAGUGGUACAAAGGCUUCCUGAAGGAUUGCCCAACUGGCCGACUCAACCUGGAUGAGUUCCAGCAGCUGUAUGUUAAGUUUUUUCCUUAUGGUGAUGCCUCAAAGUUUGCUCAGCACGCUUUCAGGACCUUCGACAAGAAUGGAGACGGCACCAUCGACUUCAGGGAGUUCAUCUGUGCCCUGUCCAUCACAUCACGAGGCACCUUCGAACAGAAACUCAACUGGGCCUUUAACAUGUACGACCUGGAUGGAGACGGCAAAAUCACACGAGUUGAGAUGCUUGAGAUCAUUGAGGCAAUCUAUAAGAUGGUGGGGACUGUUAUCAUGAUGAAGAUGAACGAGGACGGCCUGACGCCCGAGCAACGGGUCGACAAAAUCUUCAGUAAGAUGGAUAAGAACAACGACGACCAGAUCUCAUUGGAAGAGUUUAAAGAAGCAGCAAAGGGUGACCCCUCCAUUGUAUUACUGCUGCAGUGCGACCUGCAAAAAUGAGCGUCUCGGAAAAGAGCCAGACUGCACAAAUGAUUAAUGUUCCAUUCAGUUUGCAGCUAUUUCCACUGAUAAAAAAAGUUGCUUGGACUACCUUUCAAUGAAUCCGCUUCCUGUGUUUGAAACACUUGUGUGCAUGAGAAUGUUCUUUGCUAAUGAAUUUCACAUACGCACGCACACAAACACCUUUGCACACACAAAUACUCUCACACACAUACAAUGCAAACGGAUACGCAUACAGACCUAAAUAGAAUUAUAUGAAUAUUAAUAUACAUACAUAGUAAGUUGUCAAAAUGAACUGCCAAUAUGUGAAGAGUGUGCAAAGUACCUUCUGAAUCCACUGGAGCUUGCGCAUCAUUGAUGUGCUGUAUUAAAUCAAGCUACUAUUUAUUGUACCGAUGCUAGCUAUGUGUACUAUAUACUGCGUAAUGUCAACCGAACUGAUUCUUAUGGUAAUCGUAACUAUUACGGAUUUACCCAUUCGUCUGGAUGGACAAAAAGAUAAGCUCAUGUCCAUCAAACUUUUCCCUUCAAAUGUGCUUGUACUGUUGGUGAAUAUAAAUGUAGUUUCUUUGCAUGCCAUUAGGUUUGCCUUAAGAAUACUUCCCUCAUUUGCAUCCUGCAUAAAGAAUGAUAACAAGCCUUACUUAAAAGAAUAACAGCAGUAGAAUUAGAUGGAUAAUUCAUUGGUUUUGCAAAGAUCUUCAAAUGUGGUGCACUAGACAUGUAUUUGUGAUGCAUUUAUGGGAAAAUGCUAGUAUACUACACCUUCUAUGUACAUCACAUGUUAGGGGGGUUACAUGUGGCCGAAUGUAAUCGGCGAGAACAAUUCCACCACGGAGACCAAGCAUUCAUUCUCAUGGUGGAAAUAUUAUGCCAUGAAAAAUAUCCCCAUAUUAAACCUACAAGCUGUGCAUUUUCUGAAUGCACUUCAGAAUGUGAUCAAAUGAAAUAAAUUGCAUAUCAGUGUGCAGAUUAAUGUGGGGCCCAGGCAUGGAAUGAAUUUGUGAAGAUCAAUUUUGAGUUGUAUCAUUAGGUUUAAAGAUGAUUUUGCCUCAAACAUGUAUCUGUUGGAACUCCCCAGUCAUUCUUGACAGCUGAAAUUGUCCAAGACUGUAUUUAAUCAUACUUUUUACACGCUGGAAGAACUCGUAACUGAGGGUUUUAAAGGUCAACCCUAAUGUUAUUACUUUUUAAAUCCAAGCAUUUGCACCAACUGCACAUUUUGAGCACUGACUCUAUUUCUUAAUACGCACAUUUCUGUGCUCCAUUUGAAAGUACAUUCUGCCAGUGUCAAGAGCUUUACACAAGCAUAACCUUUGUCAUUGUAAUGUUUACCUACGUAGGCACCGCACCAAAUUCAUGCAAUGGCAAACUUUUCCAAUUUAAAAGUUAUUUUGUACAUGUAGCAUGUAUUGUGCCCCUGACGCCAUGGCUGCACUAAGUCCUUGUGUUGUGGUUUAAACUAAUAAAAGAGUAUAUGGGAUAUUUUUUCAA
Messenger RNA from Pimephales promelas (fathead minnow), 2421 nucleotides. It is a transcript of the gene vsnl1a, whose product is annotated as visinin-like 1a. NCBI's taxonomy places the organism in Eukaryota, Metazoa, Chordata, Actinopteri, Cypriniformes, Leuciscidae. Gene Ontology annotation, molecular function: calcium ion binding. The record is from RefSeq and is a predicted model, not a curated record.